UCUGACGGCGGCAGAUAAAAAUAAACCACAGAGAAGGACAGAAGAAGAAGAAAAUGGACAUUCAGACGGGUCAGGUGGUUCGUCCGGUCAGCGCCAUGGACAGUCUGGAGAAGCAGCUGAGCUGUCCCAUCUGCCUGGACAUGUUCACCAAGCCUGUGGUGAUCCUGCCCUGCCAGCACAACCUGUGUCGGGGCUGUGCCAACGACCUCUACGAGUCCAGGAACCCCUACCACUUCUCAGGAGGGACCUUCCGAUGCCCCACCUGCCGCUUCGAGGUGGUCCUAGACCGCCACGGGGUGUACGGGCUCCAGAGGAACCUGCUGGUGGAGAACAUCAUCGACAUCUACAAGCAGCAGCAAGAGAGCCAGGGGGGCGACAGCGAGGACCCCCCCUUGAAGGACAAAGACACCAAGGAGCCCAAGUGUAAGGAGCACGAGGACGAACGCAUCAACAUCUACUGCGUCACCUGCCAGACGCCCACCUGCUCCAUGUGCAAGGUGUUCGGUCAGCACAAAGACUGCGAGGUGUCGCCGCUGCACGCCGUCUACCAGAGCCAGAAGAACGAGCUCCGAGCCGCCGUGGAGAUGCUGGCCGCGGGAAACAGCUGCGUCCAAGCUGUGAUGUCGCAGAUGGACGACACCUGCAAGCUGAUCCAGGACAACGGGGAGCUGCAGAGGAGGCGACUGGGCGAGAGCUUCGACCUGCUGUACGCCAUCCUGGAGGAGAGGAAGGGCCAGCUGCUGGAGCGCAUCAGCCAGGAGGAGCGGGACAAACUGUCCGCCCUCAGAGCGCUCGCCGAGCAGUACAAGCAGCAGCUGCAGCUCAGCGCCCAGCUGCAGGAGAAGCUGAAGCAGAGCGUGCAGUGCUGCGGCGUCGCCGAGUUCCUCCUCACCGCCAAACAGCUGCAGGAGGAGGCCCAGCAGGCAGCCAGAGGAGGCCAGCUGCAGAGGCCCGAGCCGGGCUACGAGAGCAUGGAGCACCUGUGCCUGGACACGGAGGAGGUGGAAGUCCUGCUCGCUGGCAUGGACUUCAGACAGGACGACGGGGAGGAAGACUAGGAGUAACAACAGAGAGUAACAACAGUGAGUAACAACAGUAAGGAAGGACUUUGAUCAGACUGUUCUGUGUGGGAGGAAGACCAGGUGGCUGAAAGGAGGUAAGGAAACAAACAGUUUUCUGGCCUCCUCUCUCUCGUCCGGGGUCCUGGUCUUCCUCCGACAUCGUGGCGUCUGGAAGACCAUGCACCUGACAAAGUAAAAGCAGAAGAAAAGACUUGUAGGACUGAUCCUGGGCGGAGGACGACCAAAACGCCAACAGAGAACAAAAACAGUGACAUGUAAUAGUUUUAUGCUUGGAGGAAGACCAGGAGGCCGACAGAAAGUAAAAGUAAGGAAAGACUUUGACUGGACGACGUCUGGUCAAAGGAAGCUGCUGCUUCAGAAACUUCAGGUGUUUGUGGACAAAGAAACGGAGUUGUGCAAUUUUCUGGUGAAGUUUUGUUUUUUUUGUUUUUUUUUUUUUACUCGUACAAAAUGAAACAUUUUGUUUUUGACUUUUUAUACUUUUGUAUUUGGAAUGUUUUUGUCGUCACUCGAGUUUGGACAAAGUCCGGACGACACUUUUUAUUUAUCCUUUUUCGUCUCUUUGUGAAACUGAAAACUUGAACUGCAAACUUCAGACUCUGCUGUAACUUUGAAAUGUGUGAAUAAAGUUUUAUUUGAUUGUA
Messenger RNA from Toxotes jaculatrix (banded archerfish), 1726 nucleotides. Its product is annotated as E3 ubiquitin-protein ligase TRIM63-like. Lineage: Eukaryota; Metazoa; Chordata; Actinopteri; Toxotidae. The transcript has a single exon. Gene Ontology annotation, molecular function: zinc ion binding. Bases 54 to 1058 code for a protein of 334 amino acids. The record is from RefSeq and is a predicted model, not a curated record.